UCGGUUAUAUUUAUUCAGUAUAAAACUAUUCUAUCACAUUUUUUCAUCUCUAAAUAAACUGAAAUUAAAGGCUGGAUCUUGGAUCAGUGGGUGUAUUAUUUUCCUUUUACUUGCAUUGCGUUCAUGAAGUUGCCAGACAAAGCAGCCAAUCAGCUCAAUGAUUUUAUCCAACCGACCACAUUACGUCAGUUUAACGGACUGAAUCCGGCACCUUGUGUUGUUACACCGGGUAACCGAACCGGACACGAGGCGGUUGUUGAGUCGCAUUAACUUCUGCGACUCCGCUCACCAAUCUUGUCCCGUUGUAAUAAAUGGAGCCACACAGCAUUCAAUCGCUUCACCCUGAUAGCCAAUCAGCGCCUCUCUCUUGCAGUUUACUUGUGGUCCUGUCCAAUCAGCAGCUGGCAGCUCUUUGUUGUUGUUGGUGCUCAGGGCUGCGGCAGGACACGGACAGGCGCUGCGGUUUAUCCCGAACACAGUUGGUUUCUUCCCAGUUUUGGGUUCCUGACAGUCGGAAGCUGCCAUGUCGGUGAACAUGGAGGAACUGAGGCACCAGGUCAUGAUCAACCAGUUUGUUUUGACGGCGGGCUGCGCCGCCGACCAGGCGAAGCAGCUGCUGCAGGCGGCCCACUGGCAGUUCGAGACGGCUCUGAGCUCCUUCUUCCAGGAGGCCAACAUUCCCAGUCACCACCAGAUGACGUGUACCCCCAGAAACACUCCGGCCACGCCGCCCAACUUCCCCGACGCCAUCACCAUGUUCUCCAAGCUGCGGGCGUCAGAGUGCGGCCCCGGAGCCACCGGCCCCCCCCAUGUGUCCGUGGCCUGCUCCCCUCCGGCCUCCUCUUCCUCCUCGGGCUUCUCCUCCUUCUGGGCCUCAUCUCCUCCCAGCCACCAGCCGGCCUGGCUGCCCCCGUCCUCCCCCAAGGGUCACCACACGCACCACCACUUCCACCACCUUCAACAGGCUCCAAUGUGGCCCCCCGUCUCCCAACCCAGCAGUUCCCAGCAGCCAGCCGUCAUGUCAGCACUCCACAGCCAGAGAUGAGACCCGCGGGCCGGGCUGGACCAGGUGAUUGGGAUGGGGAGGGGACAGGGGGUGUUACUGAAUAAUCCGGACAUGGACAGCGCUGAAUGGAAAACGAGCAGCUCAAAUUUAUGUAACAUGUGGCCGGGUUGUGAGGAUUCUGACCGGCCACUGGACUCUGAGCCCAAGAGAAACCAGAACCCAACAGAGCACUUCCUGAGGAUCAGAGCCAUGUGGUCUGUUGCUUUUCUUCUGAAACUUUGAUGUUUAUGUCCGAAGUUCUGGAACAGGAAAUCAGCAGGAACCAACAGAUGGAGACAGGAAGUAGGACUGAAGGUCUCUGAGGAUCAGCUGGAGCUUCAUCUUCUCCUCCAGCCAGAACCAGGGAAACUGAACUCCAGCUGGGCAUUUCCUGGAGCAAGGUUUUCCUCAAACAUCUGAAAGGAAAAUGACUCCGUUUGAAAUCCAAAGAGUUCACAAUUAAUCUGAUUUAUCUCAAGAAUUAUAUUAUUUUUGUAUCUGAUUUAAAAUUGCUCAACUUUAAAAUCAUUAAAAACUGUUUUUUACAGAAGUUAGGAAAACACUAUUCUUUUUCUUUAGUGGACUUUACAGAACCAAAUCCAAUUUAACUGGACUGAUGGAAACUUUUCUGAUCACAGAACCUUGAAUGAGCUGUAAUUGGACCUGCCUGUUGGGACUGAUUAUUAAAUCCUGGAUCCAACUGUGGUCCGAGGCACGUGGCACUAAUUCAACACAGAUGGAAACAGUUUGCAUCCAGAUGUUUAGGGGAACCAUGAUGUGGGAAACACGUCUCCAGAUCCUGAAUGAAGACACGUCUCAUUAAACUGAUGAGAUCAAAUGUGAGAAAAUCGGAUCUGUGGAGAAGAAAUAGCUCAAACUAAGACCAUCAUCGGCUGGAGAUCCGGACGCGUUGCUGUUUGCAGGAUGAUGUUUCUUCUCGUCCUUUCAGACACUGAACCGCUCCUACCUCUGCAUGUCUAAAUGCAGCCCUGAAUGUUUCCCUGCUGCACACACACACACACACACACACACACACACACACACACACACACACACACCUUUCCUCCUCAGACAAUCAGCUGAUUUCUGUUGUUUCCGUUUCAUCGUCCUGGUUUGCUUGAUUUUCACUUCUGGCACAAAUGAGAACCAGAAUCUCAAACCGAACUCCUCUCUGAACGUUGGGAAUCUGCUCACCUUCUGAUUUGAGGCUAAAUUCAUAAAGCAAAGGUUUAGAUUCAAAAACAACUAAAAAAGUAUUUUCUUUGGUUACUUUAAAUGUCAUCAAGUCACAGAUAUUUAGUUCAAACAAUCUACUGCUGAAACGAGAAAGAAAAGUGGAAUGGUCCUUUAAAUGUGUGAAACCGGGCUGUUGGGUUCUACGGGUCAGUAAAUGUUUCUGACUUUAACCAGCUGAGCUCUCAGUCCGCAAGGUGAAUAUUUUGUGUUUUUAGUUCCAUCUAAACAAGUCGGGGCAGAACACCUGAACGCCCUCCUGCUUCUGAUGACAGGACCUUGUUGUUGCCAUGGAGACUCGGCUGCAGGUUUGUGUCGAAUUCCCAGCCGGAUCUUUUCCGAACAGUGAGAAGUUUACAGACCGGGAACAUUUACCUCUGAUUUAAGAGUCCUUUUAGUUUUUUACUUUGGAUCACAGCUCAUCUGAGUCUUCUGAGACUUGGAUUGUUGGAGUUUGUAUUUAUAUGUCAAAUAAAAGCUGUUCUGACCUGA
This is a messenger RNA of Girardinichthys multiradiatus, 2770 nucleotides long. RefSeq names its product UBA-like domain-containing protein 2. The record is from RefSeq and is a predicted model, not a curated record. Bases 524 to 1045 code for a protein of 173 amino acids. The transcript is spliced from 3 exons. NCBI's taxonomy places the organism in Eukaryota, Metazoa, Chordata, Actinopteri, Cyprinodontiformes, Goodeidae. Gene Ontology annotation, molecular function: protein binding.